CUGUGAUCCCUGAGUGCAUUCACCUCGAAUUGCCAUUUUGACCACUCCAGGUACCCCGAAGACCCAAAUACUCGUACCAUGACACCAGAGGCAUCUUCCCGGAGAUCGUGCGACCUCUGUUAUACGAAGAAGAUCAAAUGUAAUGCGCAAAAGCCUCGCUGUUCGAAUUGCGAGCAGUACACAUCGGAUUGCACCUAUGCAGCCACCAGCCGAAGAACACUGAGCCGGAAGCAAAGACAGCGCGCAGCCGUUGCACCUUUGGAAUCUCGUGUGGAAUACCUUGAGACACGUCUUGCGGACGUUCUUGAAAAGAUUGACCGGCUUGAAGAGAGACCAGUCCCCAAGAACACUGCGCGGAGCCCCUCAUUGUCAGUUAUAGGCUCAGAUAUCAAUGACCCGGGCUUGCCAGCAGGGAAACCACACGGCCCUUCUAUGGAGUUGCCGCCACUGCAAGAAGUUCUGGCUGCAGUGGAGAAGUACCUGACAACGUCCAACGCCUUCCUCCCCCUUUUCCACCCUGGCAGGCUGUUGCGUUCUGUACAUAGGUGGUACUCGCACCCAGAACAGAGGGUUUCUGCAACCUGGGCCGCCAUUAACGUAGUCCUCGCUCUGGCCUACUGCCAAGCCGAUUCGGACGAAGAGAAUUAUGCAAAAAAGCCCGUCAAAUACCUCAAUAACGCGCAAUCAGUAUUGACAGAGAUCACGAUGCGAGAUGUUGACCUCACGAAUGUUCAGGUUCUCGCUGGGUUGGCCAUGCUGUUCCAGGGGGCCCUGGAUCUUAAACCGGCAACAAUUCUCAUCGCUACUGCUCUACGCCUCGCACAUGGACUCGGUCUCCACACCCGCAGUAGCUCUGCGAACUUGGAUAAUUCGCUGGCCUUGGAGAGAGACCGUGUGUUUUGGAUAAUAUACAUUCUAGAUCGGGAUAUCAGUUUUCGCACGAGGCAGCCACCCCUCCAACUCGAAACUGAGAUUGAUCUUGACUUGCCGCCCGAAGAGUCUAGCGGAGACAAUGCAGAGUUCAUGGCCACCGGAAACAGCCAGUUCAACUUCCUGCGUGCUCGAAUACAGUUGGCCCACAUACAGGGAAGGGUAUACAACUGCCUCUAUUCGGUUCAAGCACAAAAUGUAUCCCCCGAACAGCGAAAUAAAGAGUUAGCAGGGGUUCGCCAUUUGCUGAACGACUGGACCUCUCAUUUGCCAUCACAAGUUAAAAUGUCUGCGUUAUCACAAGGUGGCACUCCCACCUUAUCAAGGUACUUCGGGGUUCUCUACGCUACACGCCAGGCGUGUUUGAGCUUGGCCAGCCAGGCGCAUCCCUGGGACAGGCGCUGGCUUGAAAACCUCCAAGCCUAUAGCGGAGGAAGCGUCGCAGAGGAAACAGAUACGCCUGUGUCACUCACUCAUAACUGGCAAGGGCUAGUGCACGAAUGUCGCGAAUUUAUGGCAUUUUUCGUGAGUAUACACCGGAAGGAUGCCUCGUUCAUCUGGAUGACUGCAUGCACUUAUAUUGCUUGCUUGGUUUGUGUAGUAGCCAACAGCGUCGUUUAUCCGCUCCACGAUUUUCUGCAACUUGACAUGCACUUGUCAGUCACUGCCUUGCUGUUUCUGGAAGAUAUCGUUCUUCAAACAACAGACGAUUCUCUUCAAAAACUACGAGACGCUUGCAAGGAACUCAUGCUAAAGGCCUCCUUUAUAUCUCAAGAAGGGUCAGCGGAAAAUAAAUAGGAAUCAUCAAUAUGGUUGGGGAAUAGAAUCGCUUUACUAUUAGCAGUCACGGGAUUAGUUAAACAUUGG
Molecule: messenger RNA, 1797 nt
Organism: Ilyonectria robusta
Lineage: Eukaryota; Fungi; Ascomycota; Sordariomycetes; Hypocreales; Nectriaceae
Product: fungal-specific transcription factor domain-containing protein
Exons: 3
Coding region: 79-1728 (549 amino acids)
Biological process (GO): regulation of DNA-templated transcription; DNA-templated transcription
Molecular function (GO): DNA binding; zinc ion binding; DNA-binding transcription factor activity, RNA polymerase II-specific
Source: RefSeq, a predicted model, not a curated record